AACAAAAAAUACAUAAUCAUAUGUUUGUCCUACUAUAAAUAAUAAAUCAACACGUCUUCCUAGCCAGUUAUUUUAGUGAUUUCUUUCGUAUCUACACAUAAAAAGCUAUACAUACGUGAAGUGCACUUGACGAGGUUACUGAAUAAUGGGCCUUGAGUUACAAUUCUCGAUUAUCAACUUACUUAUCUUACUUAUCACAUUUUGGACAACUCUCUACUUGUACUUCACUCGCAAAUUCAACCACUGGAAGAGCAAAAAUGUGCCCCAAGUGGCCCCAAUUCCAUUUUUCGGAAACGCUUUCGAGGUGUUCACUUGGCGAAAAAACAUCGGGGAAUUCGCCCGCCAAAUCUACAACAGUACAACCAAACCAUUCAUCGGUUUCUUCAUCUGUGACGAACCCUACUUGUUAAUCCGCGACCCGGAACUGGUCAAAUCAAUCCUCGUCAAAGAUUUCGCAGUUUUCAGCAACCGGAGCAUUUCCGAAAACAAGGAAAAUGACCCGAUGGGGUCCCACUUGCUUUUCCUUUUGAAAACUCCGGACUGGAGAGACAUGCGCCGGAAAAUAACUCCGGUUUUCACUUCCGGGAAAAUGAAAAAUAUGUAUAGUCUGAUUAGCGAAGCUGGGAACGACAUGAUCCAGCACAUGAGGAAAGAAGUGAGUAAAAGUGAUCAACUGGAGAUGAGAGAAGUGGCCGCGCGAUAUACAACAGAUGCGAUAACAUCGACUUCGUUUGGAAUCAACGCGAAUUGCUUCAAAAAUGAAAAAGCCGAGUUUAGAGAGGUGUCCAGGCGAGUGUUUAAUUGGGCAAUUUGGGAGCGUUCUAUUUCCACCACUUGCUAUUUUAUCGCGCCUAAUUUAGUAAAAUUGUUUAAAUUGAAAUUUAUUGAUUCGGCUUCGGCGACUUUUCUGCGAGAGGCCUUCUGGAGAACUAUGACCGAUCGAGAAGAGAAAAAGUUUGUGCGAAACGAUUUAUUGGAUAUUUUGAUCGAUAUUAAGAAGCAGGAGGAUAUUAAUGACCCCUACAAGUUGGAUGGUGAUAAAUUGGUGGCUCAAGCAACUCAGUUCUUUGUGGCUGGUUUUGAAACCACGAGUUCCACAAUUUGCUUCACUUUGUACGAAUUGGCGAUUAAUAAAGAUUUGCAAAAUAAAUUGAAAAGUGAAAUUAGAGACGUUGUGCGUAAACAUGGAGAAAUCUCGUACAAUUCCUUGAAGGAUAUGGAGUAUUUAGACAUGUGUAUUAAAGAAACCCUGCGAAAAUAUCCCGUGUUGCCCUUCCUAGAUCGAAAAUGUGACACAGAUUAUCGCAUCCCAGGAUCAGACGUAGUCCUGGAAAAAGGAUCACCUGUGUUUAUAUCAGUCUCUGGACUGCACUACGAUCCACAGUAUUUUCCAGAUCCUGAUAAAUACGAUCCUUUGAGAUUUACUGAGGAAAACAUUAAAUCAAGACCACAGUUUACGUAUUUGCCUUUUGGUGAAGGACCUCGCAAUUGCAUUGGUGCACGGUUCGGUAGCGUGAGUUCCAAAUCCGGAGUUGCUAAAAUAAUAUCAGAGUUUGAAGUGGAUUUGUGUGAGAAAACGCAACACCCGAUUCAAAUCGAUCCCAAAGGGUUUUUGAUGGCACCAGUUUCUGAUCUUGUACUUAAAUUUAAGAGAUUGGAUGACUAAAUAAAUAAGUGUGUAACAAUUCA
Molecule: messenger RNA, 1689 nt
Organism: Tribolium castaneum (red flour beetle)
Lineage: Eukaryota; Metazoa; Arthropoda; Insecta; Coleoptera; Tenebrionidae
Product: cytochrome P450 345B1
Exons: 5
Coding region: 146-1666 (506 amino acids)
Molecular function (GO): iron ion binding; oxidoreductase activity, acting on paired donors, with incorporation or reduction of molecular oxygen; monooxygenase activity
Source: RefSeq, a predicted model, not a curated record